Messenger RNA from Capsella rubella, 656 nucleotides. RefSeq names its product cyclin-dependent protein kinase inhibitor SMR13. Lineage: Eukaryota; Viridiplantae; Streptophyta; Magnoliopsida; Brassicales; Brassicaceae. The transcript has a single exon. Gene Ontology annotation, biological process: regulation of DNA endoreduplication. The coding region runs from base 106 to 504 and encodes 132 amino acids. The record is from RefSeq and is a predicted model, not a curated record.
CUCUUUAUAUCUCACCUAACCUUCUUGCAAAAGAAAAUAAAAAAUCCAUCUUACUAUUUCUCUUCUUUUUGAAGCAAACCCUCUUUGAUAACUAGGUCUACAGAGAUGGCAUCAAAAAAAGCAAGAAAACCAAACCGAACUGAUAAGAUACUCACAAGAAGCCAUUUCAAGAAACAGCUUCCACAGCACAACAACAACAACACAAGUACUACAACUCUCGAUCAAACAUCUGCAUCAUCUAGUCUCGUGUCUACAUGUUCUUCUUCAACGACGUCGUUUUCUCCUCCCUCUCCCUCCCCGGCGGUUCUAGGCUCUUCACCAGGCGGCGGCGGCGGCUGUUGUACUCCGAAAGCUCAGAAGUCUAGGAUACCGGAGAUGUUGACGUGUCCACCGGCGCCUAAGAAGCAAAGGGUCACAAAGAACUGCGUGUUAAGACGGAGGCAGAUCGUUUUCUUUGCUCCUCCGGAGAUAGAGCUCUUCUUCGUCAACGCACACGAUCGAUGAACUACUUUUUUAGUUAUGUAUUAAUUAGCUCUUUUUUUGCUUUGGUUAUAGGAUUAUUGAUGUAGAAAGUAGUAAAAGACGCUGAUGAAAAAAUUCAUCUCUUUGAUUUGUUAAUACAAUAACGAAGAGUAUAUUUAUUAUGUUUCGUGUGA